GUGACUCGCAGCCGGUAUUGGCUCCCCCCGCUCUGCCGCUUCGGGGCGCUCUGAGCAGGAAGGCGUGGCGGGUCUCUGUGGUCGGUCCUCCCAGACUGCCCGGUUUCCGGCCGCUUCCCCAGCCGAAGCUCUUUCUGGCUCUCCGCAGCCGUUGCAGCCUCCGUUGCAGCCGCCCCCCGUCGCCGCCCCCCGGGCGAAAGAGGCCCCUCGAGCACUCGCCGCCCCCAUUCAGGUGUGAUAAGAAGCUGAAAUCAUGACGGACUCCAAAUACUUCACCACAAAUAAAAAAGGGGAGAUCUUUGAGCUGAAGGCGGAGCUGAACAAUGAGAAGAAGGAGAAGAGGAAAGAAGCCGUGAAGAAAGUGAUUGCCGCCAUGACCGUGGGAAAAGACGUCAGCUCCCUUUUUCCAGAUGUGGUGAACUGCAUGCAAACGGACAACCUGGAACUGAAGAAGCUGGUGUACCUGUAUUUGAUGAACUAUGCCAAAAGCCAGCCGGAUAUGGCCAUCAUGGCUGUGAACAGUUUUGUAAAGGACUGCGAGGACCCCAACCCUCUUAUCCGCGCCCUGGCGGUGCGCACCAUGGGGUGCAUCCGCGUGGACAAGAUCACCGAGUACCUGUGCGAGCCCCUCCGCAAGUGCCUGAAGGACGAGGACCCCUAUGUGCGCAAGACGGCGGCCGUCUGUGUGGCGAAGCUGCACGACAUCAACGCCCAGAUGGUGGAGGACCAGGGCUUUCUGGAUUCCCUGCGCGACCUCAUUGCCGACUCCAAUCCCAUGGUGGUGGCCAAUGCCGUAGCUGCCUUGUCCGAAAUCAGCGAAUCUCAUCCAAACAGCAACUUGCUGGACCUUAACCCCCAGAACAUCAACAAGUUGCUCACCGCCCUGAAUGAGUGCACCGAGUGGGGACAGAUCUUCAUCCUGGACUGUCUUUCUAACUACAACCCAAAGGAUGACCGCGAAGCCCAGAGCAUAUGCGAGCGAGUGACCCCCCGCCUCUCUCACGCCAACUCCGCUGUGGUGCUGUCGGCCGUCAAGGUGCUGAUGAAGUUCCUGGAGUUGCUCCCCAAGGACUCUGACUACUACAGCAUGUUGCUGAAAAAGCUGGCCCCUCCCCUCGUCACGCUGUUGUCUGGGGAGCCCGAGGUCCAGUACGUCGCCCUGAGGAACAUCAACUUGAUCGUGCAGAAAAGGCCUGAAAUCCUGAAGCAGGAGAUCAAGGUGUUCUUCGUGAAGUACAACGACCCCAUCUACGUCAAGCUGGAGAAGCUGGACAUCAUGAUCCGCUUGGCGUCGCAGGCCAACAUUGCUCAGGUUCUGGCCGAGCUGAAGGAGUACGCCACAGAAGUGGACGUCGACUUUGUCCGCAAGGCCGUGCGUGCCAUCGGACGAUGCGCCAUCAAGGUUGAGCAAUCGGCUGAGCGUUGCGUGAGCACCCUCCUGGAUCUCAUCCAGACCAAGGUCAACUAUGUCGUCCAGGAGGCCAUUGUGGUCAUCCGGGACAUCUUCCGCAAGUAUCCCAAUAAGUACGAGAGCAUCAUUGCCACCUUAUGUGAGAACCUCGACUCUCUGGACGAGCCGGAUGCCCGAGCGGCCAUGAUUUGGAUUGUGGGCGAAUACGCGGAGAGGAUCGACAACGCAGACGAGCUCUUGGAGAGCUUUCUGGAGGGCUUCCACGACGAAAGCACCCAGGUGCAGCUCACCCUCCUGACCGCCAUCGUGAAGCUGUUUUUGAAGAAGCCGUCGGAAACGCAGGAACUGGUCCAGCAGGUGCUGAGUCUCGCCACGCAGGAUUCUGACAACCCGGACCUGCGGGACCGCGGCUACAUCUAUUGGCGCCUGCUCUCCACAGACCCCGUUACCGCCAAGGAGGUGGUCUUGUCUGAGAAGCCCCUGAUCUCAGAAGAGACUGACUUGAUUGAGCCUACUCUGCUGGACGAGCUCAUCUGCCACAUUGGCUCGCUGGCCUCCGUGUACCACAAGCCACCCAACGCCUUCGUGGAGGGCAGCCACGGGAUCCACCGCAAGCACUUGCCCAUCCACCACGGAAGCACCGAUGCAGGAGACAGCCCGAUGGGAACCACAGCCGCUACAAACCUGGAGCAGCCGCAGGUGAUCCCUUCCCAGGGCGACCUCCUGGGCGACCUCUUGAACCUCGACCUUGGCCCGCCGGUGAACGUGCCCCAGGUGUCCUCCAUGCAGAUGGGCGCUGUGGAUCUUCUCGGCGGAGGGCUGGACAGCCUGCUUGGCAGUGACCUUGGCGGGGGAAUUGGAGGCAGCCCAGCAGUGGGACAGACCUUCAUCCCGUCAUCGGUUCCCGCGACCUUUGCCCCGUCGCCGACUCCAGCCGUGGUCAGCAGCGGACUCAAUGACCUCUUUGAGCUCUCUUCGGGCAUCGGCAUGGCGCCCGGUGGAUACGUGUCUCCCAAAUCGGUCUGGCUGCCAGCCGUGAAAGCGAAAGGGCUGGAAAUCUCCGGGACCUUCAAUCACAGGCAAGGACAUAUCUAUAUGGAUAUGAGCUUCACCAACAAAGCUUUGCAGCACAUGACGGACUUUGCCAUUCAGUUCAAUAAGAACAGCUUUGGGGUCAUCCCAAGUACUCCGCUGGCCAUCCACACUCCUCUGAUGCCAAACCAGAGCAUUGAUGUCUCUCUUCCCCUUAACACCCUCGGACCAGUCAUGAAAAUGGAGCCUCUCAACAACCUCCAGGUGGCUGUGAAGAACAACAUCGAUGUCUUCUACUUCAGCUGCCUGAUCCCCCUCAAUGUGCUUUUCGUAGAGGAUGGCAAAAUGGAACGCCAAGUUUUCCUCGCGACGUGGAAAGACAUUCCUAAUGAAAAUGAACUUCAGUUCCAAAUUAAAGAGUGCCACCUGAAUGCUGACACCGUCUCCAGCAAGCUCCAGAACAACAACAUCUACACUAUCGCCAAGAGGAACGUGGAAGGGCAGGACAUGCUGUACCAGUCGCUGAAGCUCACCAACGGCAUCUGGAUUCUGGCCGAGUUGCGCAUUCAGCCGGGGAACCCCAACUACACGCUGUCUCUGAAAUGCCGAGCUCCUGAAGUGUCCCAGUAUGUCUACCAGGUCUACGACGCCAUUUUGAAAAACUAACUCCCCGGAGGAGGCGACGCCGGCCUCACCAGGCAGGGAAUCGGGACGGGGCCAAACUCCCAGGCACUCUUGCCACCACCGCCAACCUCCCAUUUGUCGGCGUAGGCCAAGAACACUCUUGACGCGGGAAAAGCAGCUCUCUGUGUUGUGUCUAAAACCUCGGCGUGCCGUGCUGAGGCGAAACCAAGGUAGCGAGUAGUGUCCACGUUGCCGGUACCAGUAGAGGGAUGUCCCAUUUGAUACUUUUAGCAUCUGUGAGAAGUUUGUAACCACUUAUUUUAUUUUUGCACCGCCCAUUUCCCCCUCGCCAGUCCCAUGCCAUGUCUUGUUCAUCCGUUCCUGUGGGGCUUCUCCAUCUCGUGCCAAUGCUCUGCAUUUUCUUGAACCACUGAAGGCCUCUAGUUGACAUUUUAUAACAUGCAGGCUCCUUUUUAAACACUGCAGACACACGCGCUCCGUCUCUGCCCAGCUGGAGGAAAAACACACACUGCACUUUAUGCUUUUGUAUUGUGUACUUCUGAUGAUGAUUAUAUAUAUUUUCUUUUUGCAAUUAACCCAAGCAAAUGAGGUGAAAGGAGGGGGUACCUGAAUCAGACCAGCUCUGUGAGUCUUAUAGAGGGGAAAAACACUGAGAAUUUAUGUGAUUUGGUCUGGGGGGGGGGUCACAUUUGGCACUAGUUGAAACUCAUUCCCUCCCCCCUUGAAUGUGAUGUUCCCUCUCCCCAUCCACCAGCCCCAAACAUUGCAGUCUUUGUGGGUACAUGAGCCUUUCAGUGAAACCAAAGCCGUGUUAAAUGGCAGCUGCGAUGGGCUUUGUUUGCUGGUAGCCCCCAGGCAGCGGAGCCUAGUGGCUCCAGUGUCCGUAGGGCAGUGAAUCUGUUCCAGGUUUUAGUCUGAACUGUCAAGGAGCUGCCCGGAAGGCUGCAACCUCAGGUUCCAGCACCUUGGACAGCUCCUUGCAAGUUCGGACAGAAACCCGGAGGGGAUUCGCUGCCCCGCUGACACCAGAACCACCCAUCUCUGCUGGCCACCAGGAGAUGUGAAAGGCGUCGGGGCGGCCAGGCUGCUGGUGCCCCCUCCUGACAUCUUCCCAGAUGCGUUUCAUGCAUGCACACUCCUUUCUAGGGCUGCUGAUGCGGCGGUCCGUCGCAUGCAUGACAUCAUUAGGAAACGGGGCAGGCAGAACCGUAGAGGAAGCGUAGCGGGCAGAAGAAGCUGCGGGCUGUUUCAUCCAGCUUCUUCCUCUUCUCCGCCACCCCUUCCCUCUCCAGUUUUUAGUCCAGACUUUGCUAGAGCAGGAGUAGCCAAUCUCUAGCACUGGCUCAAGGGCAAUCGCCACAAGAGCCGCCUCCUUGGGUACGGUUGAGAUAGGGCCCCCUUGGGAGGCAGCCAGUUCACACCACUAGCGUCUGAAUCGGGGCUGGGAAUCCUCCGCAUGUUCUGGGGACUCCAGCUCCCAUUAGCCCCCAGCCAGCACAGCCGGUGGGCAGAGGGCAGCAUAGCUUUCCUGCCCCGACCUGCAUGCAACCCAUGACUGCGAUAUGAGAUGACUUUCCUUCCCGCGCCUCUAUGGCCACGUUCACACGGUACAUUUAUUCCACUGUUAUUCCAUUUUAAACAGUCAUGGUUUCCCCCAAAGAAUCCUGGGAAGUGCAGUUUGUGAAGGGUGCUGAGAGUUGUUAGGGAAGCCAUAGUCCCCUUACAGGCCGGCAGUUCCCAGAGUUCUCUGGGGAAAAGGACUGACAAACUACUCAGAGAAUUGUAGCUGUGUGAGGAGAAUAGGGGUCUCCUAGCAACUCUCGGCACCCUUCACAAACUACACUUCCCAGGAUUCUUUGGGGGAAACCGUAACUGUUUAAAGUGGAAUAAUAGUGGAAUAAAUGUACAGUGUGGAUGUGGCUUAUGUUUAACCGACCUCCUCCUCGCCGCCCACCUGCCGUUCCCUCUUGUGCCCCUCAGUUGGCUGCCCCCUUUCCUUGGCCUCACGUCUGCGUGCCCUCAGAGCAUGUGCAGGGUCAAAGCAGUGCGUGCCCAGCCUUCAGCGGUUCCUUCCGCUCUCCCUCAGAAGGGCCGACACGCCUUCUCUUCCUUCCACCAGACACGGGAACAGAAGAGGCACUGGAAUCGCCUUGAAGCGCCGAGGGAAAGGGGUGGCAGUGGAGGAGCCACUGCCUCGCUCCACCCCACCUCGGAUGCUGAGUGAGCCGGCUGGUGCUUCCAUGGCCCUCAAUCCCAGAGAAAGAUCCACGUCAAAGCAUGUUCGGCGACGGGAAAGCUUUUUAUUCAUUGGAACGGAGCUGGAUGCUGGAGUCAUCAUGGGCCCAAGAAUUGCGUCACUAGCCCUAUUUUUUUUAAAAAAACGGGGCCACAACCUUCACAGGGGAAACAACCUUCACAGGGCGCUCUGUGUGCCAAGCGCGACUCCCUUGGGCCACAUUCACUCAAUACGUUUAUUCCGGUUUAAACAGUCUUGCUUUCCCCAGAGAAUCCUGGGGAGUGUAGUCAGAAUGACAAUUCCCAGAGAUGUUUAAGAGCCAAUCCCUCUUCCCAGGGAACUCUGGGAAUUGUCACUCCUAUUGGGGGUCUCCUAACAACUCUCGCCCCCCUUCACAAACUACCCUUCCCAGGAUUCUCUGGGGGAAGCCAGAACUGAGGUGGAAUAAAUGUGUCCCGUGAAUGUGGUUCUGGCCCCAGCAUGCUCCACACUGAAACGCGGGAGCUGAGCUUCCCAUGGGAGGCAGCGUCAGCCCAUGGGAAUAGUUCACAUCUCCUGCUUUGGCCACUUGCCAAAGCUCUAGAAGCCAUGGCUGUAAGUCAGGCCUGCUCAAACAAGUCACACAGCAGCCCCCCAGAAGCUCAAUGAGUGCACUUCUGUCACCUGCCUCUGACUGCGCAAGCCGUGUGUGUGAGGAGGGGGUAAUUGCAGCCAGCAAACUUCCUUUGGCCCUAUUUCCGUGGCAAAAGGCAACACGGGUUUACGCACCACAGCAUCUCUCAAACAGGAGACUAAAUGGAGCAGAAGAUUUGGGGAGCUAGCUCAAGACUGUCGGGGGUUGGGCUUCUCCUGUUUGGCCUCAAAGUUUCACUGCGUGGGGACCCGCAAAUCCGUGCCGAUGAGCGGUGUGAGCCUGCGCACCGAGGAUCUCCUUCCACACACCCCUGAGCCCAACAGAGCAAGAAAUACCCAUGUGAUGUUUCUGCCCCUCAGUAAGGUGGUAAAGGAAUUCAGAGUGUCCUGAACAACCACUUCCUUGGCCUUUUUUUUUUGGGGGGGGGAGGGAAUGAACUGAUUUGACCACAUGGAGACCAUGUCAUGGGGAGUUGUGAAAUACUUGAGAUAAGGUGGAGACGCAGAAAAUAGAACGAUCUUGUAAUGUUUCCACCUGGGAGUCGAUGGGGCACAACAGCAUGCCUUGGCUGCUUUCAGAAGACUACAGUGAAACAAAAUGGCAGGCGGAGGCCACAUACCUGCUGGAGAUGCCCACCCAACCCUGUUUGUGUUCUCUGUGUGUGUGUGUGUGUGUGUGCUGGGUCUUGUGCCGUGUCAUUUUGUCUGCAUGCUGUGAAGUGGAGGGGUCUUGGUUUUGCUCAGAAUCGCUGCAUUCGGAGACGUUCGACUGUGGGAAGUGGGGUGGAUUUACGCUUUGCCUUGUAUCAUCAAUAAAUGUCAUUUACACGGA
This is a messenger RNA of Rhineura floridana, 6789 nucleotides long. It is a transcript of the gene AP2B1, whose product is annotated as adaptor related protein complex 2 subunit beta 1. The coding region runs from base 254 to 3109 and encodes 951 amino acids. Gene Ontology annotation, cellular component: clathrin adaptor complex; membrane coat. The record is from RefSeq and is a predicted model, not a curated record. Gene Ontology annotation, biological process: vesicle-mediated transport; intracellular protein transport. NCBI's taxonomy places the organism in Eukaryota, Metazoa, Chordata, Lepidosauria, Squamata, Rhineuridae. Gene Ontology annotation, molecular function: clathrin binding. The transcript is spliced from 22 exons.